AAGUGGCGGACAAUCGGCCAGCUCUCGCUGUUACCCGGAAGGCUCUUAGCUGACCUUGGUUCUUGGGCGAGAAAAGUUAAAACAGAGGGCCUCCGCCGCUACAAAUACUUGGGCAACAACGAACAAGGGUGCCCGGGGACAACAAAACAAACCCCUUUCAGGUUGGGAGUAAAGAUGGAAUCUAUCUCUGAUGACGAUGUUCGUCAAGCGUUGCUGCAGCCGGCGGCGGCGGCAUUGUUGUCGUCUCAGUCACUGUGUUCGAAUAAGCACGAAGUUAGUGACGAGCUGGAGAGGAUAUUGUCGGACACGGAGAUGCCAGUGGUGGAGCGUUACACUCGAGCUACUUGGAUCGAGAUUAAGCUUCUACUGUACUUAGCUGCUCCGGCGGUUUUCGUGUAUAUGAUUAACUAUGCCAUGUCCACCUCCACACAGAUCUUUGCCGGCCACCUUGGCAACCUUGAGCUCGCAGCUUCCUCUCUUGGCAACAAUGGUAUCCAAGUCUUCGCCUACGGUCUCAUGUUGGGGAUGGGAAGUGCGGUGGAGACUCUAUGCGGACAAGCAUACGGUGCAGAGAAAUACGAUAUGCUUGGCAUUUAUUUGCAGAGAUCAGCAAUAUUGCUAACUUUCACGGGCGUUUUGUUAACAAUCCCUUACGUCUUCUGCAAGCCCCUCCUAAUCUUUCUGGGUGAAUCCGAAGACAUUGCUUCCGCAGCUGAAAUAUUCGUGUAUGGUCUGAUUCCUCAAAUCUUCGCCUACUCCAUCAAUUUCCCAAUCCAGAAGUUUCUUCAGGCUCAGAGCAUCGUGUUCCCGAGCGCUUUCAUAUCGGCGGGGACGCUCGUAGUGCACAUUCUUCUCAGCUGGUUGGCUGCGUAUAAAAUGGGGCUGGGCUUGUUGGGGGUGUCGCUGGUGCUGAGUUUGUCGUGGUGGAUUAUUGUGGUGGGCCAAUUUGUUUACAUACUUAAGAGCAGUAAUUGUAAGAAGACAUGGCGAGGGUUCAACGUGCAGGCGUUUUCUGGGUUGUUCGGAUUCUUCAAAUUGUCGGCGGCGUCGGCGGUUAUGCUCUGUUUGGAAACUUGGUACUUCCAGAUUCUGGUUUUGCUUGCUGGGUUGCUCGAAAACCCCGAGCUUGCUCUCGACUCCCUUUCCAUUUGUAUGACAAUAUAUGGAUGCGUUUACAUGAUGUCGGUUGGCCUUAAUGCUGCUGCCAGUGUGAGAGUGAGCAACGAACUGGGAGGGGGGAAUCCAAAAGCCGCAGCAUUUUCUGUGGUGGUGGUUGUUGCCAUCUCCACCAUCGUCUCUGCAUUCUGUGCUGUAGCUGUACUUGCACUGCGAGACGUCAUUAGCUACGCCUUUACCGGAGGCGCCACGGUUGCCGCAGCGGUCUCUGAUCUUUGCCCACUUCUCGCCCUCACCCUUCUCCUAAACGGAGUACAGCCCAUCUUAACUGGCGUGGCGGUUGGAUGCGGGUGGCAAUCGUUCGUCGCCUAUGUAAACGUUGGGUCUUAUUACGUUGUUGGAGUACCCUUGGGUGCCCUCCUCGGCUUCUAUUUCAAUUUUGGCGCCAAGGGUAUAUGGGUAGGGUUGAUGGGUGGAACUUUGAUGCAGACCAUAAUUUUGGUGUGGGUGACAUGGCGAACAGAUUGGAAUAAAGAGGUGGAAGAAGCAAUGAAAAGAUUGAGCAAGUGGGAUGACAGUAAGCGAUUUGUUGAGUAGGCCAGGCAGGCAGGCAGGCAGGCAGGCAGUCUUUUAGAGUUUCUUUAGUUUUAAUUGAUGUCUUUUAGGGCUUAGGCGUUUGUGGAUGACAGUAAGCUCAUAUUGACUCGGAGAGAAUAUGAGUCAAUAUGAGCUUCUUCCUCCUCUUCUCAUUCAAAAUAUUGUUUUCCUUGCUCCGAGUGUGUUCCUUGGUGGUUCUUCGAUUUUGUUUGGUACUAGAGUGUUA
Molecule: messenger RNA, 1939 nt
Organism: Cucurbita moschata (crookneck pumpkin)
Lineage: Eukaryota; Viridiplantae; Streptophyta; Magnoliopsida; Cucurbitales; Cucurbitaceae
Product: protein DETOXIFICATION 40-like
Exons: 7
Coding region: 175-1713 (512 amino acids)
Biological process (GO): xenobiotic detoxification by transmembrane export across the plasma membrane
Cellular component (GO): membrane
Molecular function (GO): xenobiotic transmembrane transporter activity; antiporter activity
Source: RefSeq, a predicted model, not a curated record